This is a messenger RNA of Rosa chinensis, 1089 nucleotides long. Its product is annotated as ubiquitin-conjugating enzyme E2 27. Lineage: Eukaryota; Viridiplantae; Streptophyta; Magnoliopsida; Rosales; Rosaceae. The transcript is spliced from 5 exons. Gene Ontology annotation, cellular component: nucleus. Bases 147 to 734 code for a protein of 195 amino acids. The record is from RefSeq and is a predicted model, not a curated record. Gene Ontology annotation, molecular function: ubiquitin conjugating enzyme activity; protein binding. Gene Ontology annotation, biological process: proteasome-mediated ubiquitin-dependent protein catabolic process; protein polyubiquitination.
ACAAGGGCAUCUCUCAGUAUCAGAGUCAGAGAGAGAGAGAGAGAGAGACAUAAAGGGCAGAGCUUUAUUCCGUACUCGGUCAUCUCCUACCUCAAACCCAACUGGGUCUUUCAUCUUUUUCACUCAAGGGUUUCUCUCAAUUGAAGAUGGUGGACUUUGCCAGGGUUCAGAAGGAGCUUCAAGAAUGCAGCAGAGACAUAGAGCGCUCUGGUAUCAAAGUCGUCCCCAAAAGCGAUGCUAAUCUCGCCUGUUUACUUGGCACCAUACCCGGCCCAAUUGGUACCCCUUAUGAAGGUGGCACUUUUCAGAUCGACAUCUCCUUACCAGAUGCGUAUCCUUUUGAGCCUCCCAAAAUGCAGUUCACAACCAAAGUUUGGCACCCUAAUAUCAGCAGUCAAAGUGGAGCAAUUUGUCUGGAUAUCUUGAAGGACCAAUGGAGCCCAGCUCUCACAUUGAAAACAGCACUUCUUUCUGUACAAGCAUUACUCUCUGCCCCUCAACCCGAUGAUCCUCAAGAUGCCGUGGUGGCACAACAGUAUCUGAGAGACUAUCAGACCUUUGUUGGCACAGCUCGAUACUGGACAGAAUCCUUUGCCAAGUCAUCAUCGAUUGGGAUUGAUGAAAAGGUAAAAAGACUCGUAGAGAUGGGCUUCCCUGAAGGUCGGGCAAGGAGUGCUUUGGAAACUGUUGGUGGGGAUGAAAACUUGGCCCUUGAAACUCUUUGCUCUGGUUAGCGAAAAGGAAAAGCUUUCACAGAUGACAGCAGCUAGCUACCAGCAGAUUUAAUUUUAAUUAAGUAUGUAUAUUACAUAUGCCACCCACCUUAAGAGGCUGGGAAUUAUACUGACAUAAAGGUUUAGUUGGAUACAAGGAUUUCUUGGUUUAGUUCAUAUCAUCGUUUCUUGUUUUCUCUUGUAUUCCUGCAGACUUGCAUUCUUUCUAUCCUCAUUAACCUCUCAUCUUCUGAGGCAAGUGCUUCUAUGACAUUGAUUUGCUUUUCUGCAAGCUGCUUUUGUUGCAAGGAUGGUGUACUGGAUCCAAUUGUGUUAAUUGGCAAGGAAAUGUGCUUGUUUGGUGUUGGAUUUAUAA